Pestalotiopsis fici W106-1 is the source of this 1242-nucleotide messenger RNA. RefSeq names its product Ferrochelatase. The record is from RefSeq and is a predicted model, not a curated record. Gene Ontology annotation, molecular function: protoporphyrin ferrochelatase activity. The transcript is spliced from 3 exons. The coding region runs from base 1 to 1242 and encodes 413 amino acids. Lineage: Eukaryota; Fungi; Ascomycota; Sordariomycetes; Amphisphaeriales; Sporocadaceae. Gene Ontology annotation, biological process: heme biosynthetic process.
AUGUCCCUGAGGCAUUCCGCGGGUCAGCUCUCCAAGAGAGCUGCCACCUGUUCAGCUACAACCCGAGCUGCUACGUCGCAGACCCGACACUUUGCAACUCCCGUGCCGCCGGUCACUCAGAAUGCAGUAGGCUCCAAGGGCCCGACCGCCAUGGUCUUUAUGAACAUGGGCGGUCCCUCGACGACUGGAGAAGUUGGCGACUUUCUAAGUCGACUGUUUUCAGACGGCGACUUGAUCCCUCUCGGGCGCCUUCAGAACUAUUUGGGCCCGCUGAUCUCGAAGCGACGAACACCCAAGAUCGAGAAGCAAUACGCCGAGAUUGGUGGCGGAUCACCUAUUCGAAAGUGGUCGGAAUACCAGAGCGAAGAGAUGUGCAAGAUUCUGGACAGGAUAUCGCCCGAAACCGCGCCUCACAAGCCCUACGUGGCCUUCCGCUAUGCCGAUCCUUUGACGGAAGAAAUGUACAAUAGAUUGCUCGCUGAUGGUUUCGGCAAUGGCAAGGGAGGCAGAGCGGUAGCCUUCACACAGUACCCACAAUACUCGUGCUCGACAACCGGUAGCAGUCUCAAUGAGCUGUGGAAGUGGCGCCAGAGGCUAGAGGGCAAAGCCGGACCCGGCACGAUACAAUGGAGUGUGAUUGACCGAUGGCCGGCCCAUCCGGGACUCGUCGAAGCAUUCGCAAGCAACAUUGAGAAGACGCUUCUGGAGUACCCGGAAGAUAAGAGGAGCAAGGUUGUGCUGCUCUUUUCGGCCCAUAGUCUCCCUAUGUCGGUCGUGAACAGAGGCGACCCUUACCCUGCCGAAGUGGCAGCUACAGUCUAUGCUGUCAUGCAGCGGUUGGGCUUUUCAAAUCCAUACAGAUUGUGUUGGCAAUCGCAAGUUGGUCCUAGCGCAUGGCUUGGACCUCAGACAGCAACAUCAGUGGAAGAAUAUGUUGCCAAGGGCCAAAAGGAUCUCGUCUUGAUCCCUAUUGCCUUCACUUCGGACCACAUUGAGACGUUGUACGAACUUGACCUCGAGGUCAUUGGCGAAUCUGGUCACCCCGACACGGUCAAGCGCGUGGAGAGUCUGAACGGAAACCCCAUCUUCAUCGAGGCUCUGGCCAAUAUUGCCAAAGCCCACCUGGAUAGUGGUGUUCACUGUUCGUACCAAAUGGGCCUGAGAUGCCCUGGAUGCAAGAGUGAGAAAUGCGCCGAGUCAAAGAAAUACUUUGCCAGCCCACAGAACGCCUUUGCGGUAUGA